Messenger RNA from Hansenula anomala, 1479 nucleotides. RefSeq names its product NADP(+)-dependent, decarboxylating phosphogluconate dehydrogenase. Bases 1 to 1479 code for a protein of 492 amino acids. Gene Ontology annotation, molecular function: phosphogluconate dehydrogenase (decarboxylating) activity; NADP binding. The transcript has 2 exons. Gene Ontology annotation, biological process: pentose-phosphate shunt; pentose-phosphate shunt, oxidative branch. Gene Ontology annotation, cellular component: cytosol. NCBI's taxonomy places the organism in Eukaryota, Fungi, Ascomycota, Saccharomycetes, Phaffomycetales, Wickerhamomycetaceae. The record is from RefSeq and is a predicted model, not a curated record.
AUGUCUGCUCCAACUGGUGAUAUUGGUCUUAUCGGUUUGGCCGUUAUGGGUCAAAAUUUAAUCUUGAAUGCUGCUGAUCAUGGCUUCACUGUCGUUGCCUACAACAGAACUGUUUCAAAAGUUGAUCAUUUCUUGGAUAAUGAAGCAAAGGGUAAAUCCAUCAUUGGUGCCCACUCCAUCCAAGAAUUGGUUGAUAACUUGAAAAGACCUCGUCGUAUUAUCCUUUUAGUUAAAGCUGGUCAAGCCGUUGACGCCUUUAUUGAACAAUUGUUGCCAUAUUUGGAAAAAGAUGAUAUCAUCAUCGAUGGUGGUAAUUCCCAUUUCCCAGACUCAAACAGACGUUAUGAAGAAUUGAAACAAAAAGGUAUCCAUUUCGUUGGUUCUGGUGUCUCUGGUGGUGAAGAAGGUGCUAGAUAUGGUCCUUCUUUAAUGCCAGGUGGUGCCGAAGAAGCUUGGCCUCAUAUCAAAGAUAUCUUCCAAUCAAUCGCUGCCAAAUCCGAUGGUGAGCCUUGUUGUGACUGGGUUGGUCCAGCUGGUUCUGGUCAUUAUGUUAAAAUGGUUCAUAAUGGUAUCGAAUAUGGUGAUAUGCAAUUGAUUUCCGAAGCUUAUGAUAUCAUGAAGAGAGUUGGUGGGUUCACAAAUAAAGAAAUUGGUGACGUCUUGGCUACUUGGAAUAAAGGUGUUUUGGAUUCCUUUUUAAUUGAAAUUACAAGAGAUAUCAUGUAUUUUAAUGAUGAUGAUGGAACCCCAUUAUUGGAAAAAAUCUUGGAUUCUGCUGGUCAAAAAGGUACUGGUAAAUGGACUGCUAUUAAUGCCUUGGAUUUAGGUAUGCCUGUCACUUUGAUUGGUGAAGCCGUUUUCGCUAGAUGUUUAUCUUCAAUCAAAUCUGAACGUGUUGCUGCUUCCAAGAUUUUACCAGGUCCUCAAAUUCCAAAAGAUGCUGUUAAAAACCGUCAAGAAUUCAUUGAUGAUUUAGAACAAGCUUUAUAUGCUUCAAAAAUCAUUUCUUAUGCUCAAGGUUUCAUGUUGAUUAGAGAAGCUGCUAAAGAAUAUGGUUGGAAAUUAAACAACCCAGCUAUCGCCUUGAUGUGGAGAGGUGGUUGUAUUAUCAGAUCUGUCUUUUUAGCUGAAAUCACUUCUGCCUACAGAGAAAACCCAGAUUUAGAAAACUUGUUGUUUAACAAAUUUUUCUCUGAUGCUAUUACUAAAGCUCAAUCAGGUUGGAGAAAAACUAUUGGUUUAACUACUCAAUACGGUAUCCCAACCCCAGCCUUCUCUACUGCUUUGGCUUUCUAUGAUGGUUACAGAUCUGCUAAAUUACCAGCUAACUUGUUACAAGCUCAAAGAGAUUACUUUGGUGCUCAUACUUUUAGAAUCUUGCCAGAAUUUGCUAAUGAUAAAUAUAAAGUUGAUCAAGCUAUUCAUAUCAACUGGACCGGUAGAGGUGGUGAAGUUUCAGCUUCAACUUAUGAUGCUUAG